UGGCUUUUGUCACAAGGAAAAUUAUUUGACGGCUUGCUGCACCAGCUGAAGGUCGACUUGACGUAUAUAAGAAGGAGAGCGACGUUCCUCUGCUGCAGAAACAAUCCGGCAAAUUUGCAGACAUGCUCCUGUUUCUGGUUUUGACGAGUCUCGCAGCCCUGGCGCUGGCCGAUCUCCGGCCCGAGCCCAGGUAUCUGGAGGAGGGCUUGGAAAGAGUGGUGGGAGGUGAGGUGGCCAGAGCCAACUCCUGGCCCUGGCAGAUCUCUCUUCAGUACAAAUCUGGAAGCACAUACCGCCACACAUGUGGAGGAACCCUGAUUGAGAGAGGCUGGGUCAUGACCGCUGCUCACUGCGUGGACAGCCAGAGGACAUGGCGUGUUGUUAUGGGUGAGCAUGACCUUUACAGCAAUAGUGGCAGAGAGCAGAUCAUGGAUGUCGUGCAAGUUUACAUCCAUCCCGGAUGGGACAGCAGCAACGUCGGUAAAGGGUGGGACAUUGCUCUCCUGCGUAUCUCCGCUGAUGCCGUCCUGAACUCCUACGUCCAGCUGGGCUCGCUGCCUCCCCAGGGCCAGAUCCUGCCUCACAACAACCUCUGCUACGUCACCGGAUGGGGUCGCACCUCCACUGGUGGUAGCCUAUCUGCUCAGCUGAAACAGGCCUAUCUUCCUGUGGUCGACCACAAGACCUGCUCCAGCAGCAGCUGGUGGGGCAGCACUCUCAAGACCACCAUGGUGUGUGGUGGUGGAGGUGCUGAGUCUGGAUGCAAUGGUGACUCUGGUGGUCCUCUGAACUGCCUGGUUGAUGGAAGAUACUACGUCCAUGGUAUUGCCAGCUUUGUGUCCGGUUACGGAUGCAAUACUCCCAGGAAGCCCACCGUCUUCACCCGCGUGUCCGCCUACAUCGACUGGAUGGACUCGAUCCUGGUGUAAACAAGAGUCCUCCUUGCUGCAGGACACAGAGCACGUUUAACCCUGACGUCAUCUUCUGUGUCCCUGCACUUGUUUCGACCUGUUUUGCAAAAAAUAAACUUGCUUCAAAUUGUU
Messenger RNA from Pleuronectes platessa (European plaice), 1043 nucleotides. Its product is annotated as elastase-1. Bases 123 to 929 code for a protein of 268 amino acids. The transcript has 8 exons. Lineage: Eukaryota; Metazoa; Chordata; Actinopteri; Pleuronectiformes; Pleuronectidae. Gene Ontology annotation, biological process: proteolysis. The record is from RefSeq and is a predicted model, not a curated record. Gene Ontology annotation, molecular function: serine-type endopeptidase activity.